UUCUUUUACUAAAACAAAUUUUAGAAACAAUAAUGGGCUAGUGUGUGCGCUGAAUAUCCAUAUUCCAACUAAACACAAAUGAGAAAGUCACAUCUACAAGAUGGUAAAAGGUAGUGGUGAACUGAUGCAAGAAUCUAUAAUAAAAGACAAACAAAAUGAUGGUAAUUCACCUGAUUUGAGUAGCAAAACAAAAUCUGCAAGCUUUAUAUUUGGAGUUACCACACUAGCCACCUUCACAGGCUUUGCAUUUACAUUGACAAGGGCAAAAAGAUCAUAUACCACAAAGUUGAAUACACUACAUACUGAUGGCAGUAAACUUGCUUUAAAGGCCCUGGGUUAUGGAACAGCUAUCAGUGUUACCGGAUGUAGUUCAUUGGUUUUAUUAGUUGCACUUGCCCUGGGUGUAAGAAGCCCCAAGGAGUUUGGAGAAAAAAUGAAAGGAACUCUAAAGAUAAAGAGAAAAACCAUAAAGGAGACUUAACACGCACACAUUGUAUAUAUUUUGGCAAAUAGAGUGUUUUUAUUUUUUGCA
Molecule: messenger RNA, 532 nt
Organism: Hydractinia symbiolongicarpus
Lineage: Eukaryota; Metazoa; Cnidaria; Hydrozoa; Anthoathecata; Hydractiniidae
Exons: 3
Coding region: 101-481 (126 amino acids)
Source: RefSeq, a predicted model, not a curated record